Penicillium hordei is the source of this 1476-nucleotide messenger RNA. Its product is annotated as cytochrome P450. Bases 1 to 1476 code for a protein of 491 amino acids. Lineage: Eukaryota; Fungi; Ascomycota; Eurotiomycetes; Eurotiales; Aspergillaceae. The record is from RefSeq and is a predicted model, not a curated record. Gene Ontology annotation, molecular function: monooxygenase activity; heme binding; iron ion binding. The transcript has 5 exons.
AUGCUACUACUGUGGUUUGGAUUCUUUUCCUUUGUUUUCGGGGUGGUGAUCUAUCGGCUACAAUUUCAUCCCCUGAGUGAGUUCCCCGGGCCGAAACUAGCUGCCCUAACAAGUCUUUAUGAAUUUUAUUACAAUGUGGUUUUGGGUGGCCGGUAUUUGUGGGAGAUAGAAAGAAUGCAUGAGCAAUAUGGCCCUAUUGUACGCAUUACUCCUCACGAGCUUCAUGUGGCAGAUCCCGAAUUUUAUACGGAGAUCUACGCUGGCCCUACCAGGAGGCGUGACAAAGACCCCAGACUUGUCCGGCUGGCAGGUCAACCCAUGUCCAUGUUCGCGACUGUUGAUCACAGCCUGCACAGUUCGCGUCGAUCUAUCCUGAGCAACUAUUUCUCUAAAAAGUCAAUUGCAGGCCUAGAAGACAUGAUCCAGCGCAAAGUACAAAAGCUCGUCAAACGGCUCAACCAAGCCUGUGACCAAGGAACAAUUGUACAGCUGGAUGCUGCAUCUUCGGCUCUGACUGCGGAUAUUAUCUCGGAGUACGCGCAUGGUGUGAGCCUUGACUACCUGGAUGAUGUCAAUUUCAACAACGAAGUUGCAGACUCCAUCUUGAGUCUUGCAUCUGUAGUUCAUGUGUUGAAAUUUUUCCCUUUCCUUUUAGAUCUUUCAAAGUUCAUCCCUGAUGAGGUGCUUGAAAAGCUUUGGUCCCAUGCAGCCAACAUCUUGCGAUUGCAGAAACUGGUUCGUACGCAAGCAGCUGUCGCACUUCAAAAUGAAGGCAAAGUGGACGGUCAAGUAACAAUGUUCGGUGCUCUCUGUGACCCCUCCUUGCCUGCACAAGAAAGAACACUGGAUAGGUUGCAGGACGAGGGCUUUUCAUUGAUCGGUGGAGGCACAGAGACUACAACAGGAACAUUGAAGAUCUGCAUGUUUCACUUGCUCAAUGACAAGGCCUUACUUCUAAAGCUCCGCGAGGAGCUUGAGCAAUUCCCGUCUAGCACAUGGGCCGAACUUGAAAGGCUGCCCUACAUGAGAGGAGUUAUAAAUGAGGGACUUCGGCUCUCCGGCGUCAUAACUCGUCUUCCCCGCCGUGCACCCGAUGAAGCCCUGACAUACAAGCAGUGGACAAUUCCACCAAACUCCCUAAUGAGCACUUCCACUCAUUUUGUUCAUACCAAUAAGGAUUUGUUCCCUAAUCCGCAUACCUUUGACCCUGAACGCUGGAUCCGAGCUGAAGCAGCUGGCGAGCGCCUGGAGCAUAUGAUUGUCACCUUCAGUAAGGGUUCUAGGCAGUGUCUGGGCAACCAUCUGGCUUUGGCGGAGUUGUACCUGGUCAUUUCCAUGAUGGUACGCAAAUUCGAUAUGGAUCUAUAUGGGGUGACGGCAGACAACAUCGUCACACAUAGGGAGUAUGGCUUUGGUGUUCCAAAGGCAAGGGGUGAUGGAUUCAGAGUCACCAUAAAACGGGUUCCUAACCCGUAG